Molecule: messenger RNA, 850 nt
Organism: Erigeron canadensis
Lineage: Eukaryota; Viridiplantae; Streptophyta; Magnoliopsida; Asterales; Asteraceae
Product: protein GLUTAMINE DUMPER 3-like
Exons: 1
Coding region: 179-610 (143 amino acids)
Biological process (GO): regulation of amino acid export
Source: RefSeq, a predicted model, not a curated record
GUGACGCCAAAUAUAAUUAUAUGUAUCACAAGAAGAAAUAAAGGCAUCAACUUUCCCACAUAUAUCUUUAAAUACAAGACAUUAGACACAAGUAGUCUUUAAUCCACUCCUAUCCGUGAACAAAAUAAAUUUUUCAAAAACUACUCAAUUUCUUUCCAACUCUCUUCAAUUAUUAAUAAUGACAGUACAAGCAGUUUCUUCCAUGGCUCCAUCGUCUACCGCGAGUUUUCAGCGGUCGUCAUGGCAUUCGCCGGUGCCAUACCUUUUUGGAGGCCUUGCAGCUAUGUUGGGCCUCAUUGCUUUUGCUCUUUUAAUUCUUGCAUGCUCUUAUUGGAAGCUCUCGGGCCACAUGGAUAACCGUGGUGAAGAAAGCGAAAGAGAUCUUGAGUCCGGAAACUCAAAAUUAGCUGACAAUGAUGAAAAAGAACCUCCAGUUAUGGAAGAGAAGUAUCUAGUCAUUAUGGCGGGUCAAGUAAAACCAACGUUUUUAGCUACACCUGUUUCUAGUAGAGCUUCUUCGUUUGGUAGUUGUAGUUCUCGGGACAAUUCUUCGUCUUCUGACGACAAAUCGUCGUCAGACGUGAUGGAAAUGAUGGAAGGGAAGGAGUAGCAAGUAGUAGGCAUGGUGAACCUAUAGCACAUUCUCACCAUUUGUAUAGAAUUACGAUUUGUGUUUUCCUUUUUCUCAAAAAAAUUCUAGAGUUGAAUGUAAAAAUGAACGAGAGAGACCUAGUGGUGAUAUUUGGGACCCAGGGCCAUGCCCCCUGUUUUUUCAGUGGUGUAGUUUUAUUGAUAAUUUGUUUGAAAAAUUAAGAUGUAUAGUAAAGGCGGCCUGCUUGAUUAUUAUUAA